GAGCCAUCACGUGUAAAGCUGACCUGGCUCUCACGGUCGAAUGUUGAGUUUCAGCAGCAGGCCUCUCCUGCUUUUCAGAAUAGACCGUUUACUGAGAUUAAAACGCACUUAUUUGAAACCAACUCCGGUUGAUUACCUUCAGGGACGCUGUUUUUACUAUAAUUUGAGCUGUAAUUGGAAGAUGGAUAGGACAAAAGAAAAGUCAGAUGUUGUGUACACGGUCAAAAAGCCAAAAAACAAUUAUCUUGUAUGGAGACCCGUCAGUAGUCAAGCCAGUUUCGCUGAAGAAUGCUCAGUAAACCAAGUGAAAGUUGGUUCAGAUGAUGUUAGUCAAACACAAGAAGUGACAGUUGGGUCAGAAGAUAUAAGACAAAUUCAAGAAGUGCAGUGCAGCACAUCGAGUGAUGUUUCAGAUGCUCAACAUGUUGUGAAGGUUGAAGCAGUGACUGAAGUAACUGACUCAACACUCAGUUCUCAUACAUUGUCGGAUGAUGUUGAGGUUAGAGCAUCAAUAAGACACUCAGAGAUUUCAGCUGAAAAGCAUUCACUUUCACUAGAGGUAGUGAUUGGCUUGUCAAUAAUUGGUGCCUCUGUAAUUCGAUUUGUCAAGGGAAGAGAGGGAUCCAUGCAGAAAAAAAUUGAAGAGGAGAUGGGAGUUAAGAUUAUCAUUCCAUCAUCAAGGAAGGAGGAUUCGAUAAUCAUCGAAGGCAUUUCAUUGGAUAGUAUAAAUAAAGCUUCAGAAAGGAUACAAUCCAUUGUUAAUGAGGCAGUCAAUAGCCCAAGUCUUGAGUACUCACACUUUAUAUCUCUUCCAUUAGCUAUUCAUCCAGAACUGGUUGAUAAGCUUGUUAAUUUUCAAAAAUCUGUCCUGGGAAUUGGUGAUGCCCACCUAGAUGAGAAUGCAGAUUGUGAUUCUAGCAAGGAUACUUCUGACAAUGGAGACAGGGACCGAAAGUUGAAUAAAAGACCUAGUGUAGUUGGAGAUGACAAUGAGCUUGUUCAAGUGGAUGUAAAGAGCAUAGAUGAAAAACCUGAUGUUGCAGUUGAGUGUAAAGUUGGAGAUGACAAUAAGCAUGUUGAAGUGGACAUAAAGAGUAUACCUCUUGUUAGUUACACGCCUAAAGCAGCAAAGUCUUCCUUUGUAUCUGCAGACUUGGGAAUCGACAAGUCCAUAUUUAUUAAACCAAAAACCUUUCACUUAACAGUGCUGAUGUUGAAGUUGUGGAACAAGGACCGAGUUAAUGCAGCUACGGAGGUUUUGAAGAGUAUUUCCUCAAAAGUGAAGGAUGCCUUGGAUAAUCGACCCAUCUUUGUAAGACUAAAGGGGCUGGAUUGCAUGAGAGGUUCUUUGGCCAAAGCUCGUGUUGUCUAUGCUCCAGUGGAAGAAAUAGGUGAUGAUGGUCGACUUCUCCGUGCAUGUCAAGUCAUUAUUGAUGCAUUUAAUGAAGCUGGACUUGUGCUUGAGAAAGAUGCUAAACAGAAAUUGAAGUUGCACGCAACUGUAAUGAAUGCAAGGCAUCAGAAAAGAUUGUACAGGAAGAGUGGGACAAGAAAGCUCGAUUCGUUUGAUGCACGAGACAUUUUCAAGCAAUAUGGAUCUGAGGAAUGGGGAGAGUAUAUUAUCCGUGAGGCUCAUCUUUCACAGAGAUUUUUAUUUGAUGAAAGUGGAUAUUAUCAUUGCUGUGCUUCAGUACCUUUUCCUGAAGAUAUGAAAGCAAACUGAUUCAUCCAAGCUGAAGAUUUACAACUUCUCUUUUGAGUCGAAAACACUGGCUGUAAGUGUUAUAUAAGAUCAUUAUCUUGUGAUGAGGCUUACUUGCAUAUUUUCUGUUUUUGCUUCCGAUUUCUAAUUUUACCUCUUUUUUAUGUUCCCCAAAUGAGAUCUGCUAUCAGUUCUUAGAUACUGAUGAUCUUGAGUAUCUUUUAGGAAUCCGCAUACUAGUAACACUUAAAAAGUGCACAGUUAAUGGAUAAUUUUAAACUUUCUUGCUUUGAGGAAAA
Mangifera indica (mango) is the source of this 2001-nucleotide messenger RNA. RefSeq lists its product as uncharacterized. NCBI's taxonomy places the organism in Eukaryota, Viridiplantae, Streptophyta, Magnoliopsida, Sapindales, Anacardiaceae. The transcript is spliced from 14 exons. Gene Ontology annotation, biological process: DNA alkylation repair; regulation of DNA-templated transcription. The record is from RefSeq and is a predicted model, not a curated record. Gene Ontology annotation, cellular component: nucleus. Gene Ontology annotation, molecular function: RNA binding. Bases 41 to 1723 code for a protein of 560 amino acids.